AUGGCGAGAAUUAAUGUUUACCUUUUUGCAUUUAUCUUGCUUUUGACUAUCAAACAAGAGUUUAGUUACGUUGAAGGCCGAACACUCGCGAAGUCAACCGUUGCGAAGGUUGAGGAAAUCGGCGCUGAUGGCUCUGUGCCGCUAUUACCAUCGGCUGAGCCACUCCAGCCAUCACCGAGCCACGGGGUUGGUACCUUCAGGCCCACUGUACCUGGAAAUAGCCCUGGUAUUGGACAUUCCGUACACAAUUAA
Messenger RNA from Eruca vesicaria subsp. sativa (arugula), 252 nucleotides. The record is from the annotation of a GenBank genome assembly. Lineage: Eukaryota; Viridiplantae; Streptophyta; Magnoliopsida; Brassicales; Brassicaceae.